Molecule: messenger RNA, 3137 nt
Organism: Ornithorhynchus anatinus (platypus)
Lineage: Eukaryota; Metazoa; Chordata; Mammalia; Monotremata; Ornithorhynchidae
Gene: PTTG1IP
Product: PTTG1 interacting protein
Exons: 7
Coding region: 77-637 (186 amino acids)
Biological process (GO): protein import into nucleus
Cellular component (GO): cytoplasm; nucleus
Source: RefSeq, a predicted model, not a curated record
GGCUGUCGGGGCCGUCGGGUUCUAUCGCGACCGUCGCGACUGUCGGGGCGUGUCGGGCCCGGCCGGAGCGGCGGCCAUGGAGGGCGGCGGGAGGAGGAUGAAGCGGGGGCUGGUCCCGCUGCCGCCGGCCCUGCUGCUGCUGCUGUCGCCGGUCCUGCUGCUGCUGCUGCUGCUGCUCCCCGCCCGCGCCCAGGAGUCCCCGCAUGCAGCGUGUUCUCAAAACACAAACAAGAGCUGUGAGGUGUGCCUGAAGAAUGUCUCCUGUCUUUGGUGCAAUUCUAACAAUGCGUGCCUGGAGUAUCCGCUUAAAAAAAUAUUACCACCAGGUUCUAUUUGUAAGCUGAGUUCCGCACGCUGGGGUGUUUGCUGGGUAAACUUUGAAGCUUUGAUUAUUACGAUGUCUGUGGUAGGCGGGUCUCUUCUCAUCGGCGUGUUUGUCUGCUGCUGUUGCUGCUGCAGGAAAAAGAAGAGCAAAAAGCCAGAUAAAGAUGAAGAGAAAGCUGCUAGAGAGAGAGAUCAGAGAAAAGUACGGCAAGAGGAAAGGAGGGCAGAAAUGAAGACUAGACAUGAGGAAAUCAGAAAAAAAUAUGGCUUGUUUAAAGAAGAAAACCCUUAUGCCAAAUUUGAAAACAACUAAAAAAAAAAACCCUCUGGAACUUCAAGAAGUCCCAAUCUCCUCUUGAGAAAUGGAGCUGUCCUAAUCAAUGGAUUAACAAUUCUGUAAUCAAAGUACAGAACAUUACUCAGGUGCCACAAUAGCCUUCCACUGCUACAGCAUCAGUCAGGCACCUUCAAUGAAAAGCUUUUUCCACCCUCCCAAAGCUGAGUCCAGCUAAAUCCCAAUGAGCUGCUCCAACCAGUGAAACUGAUUCUAAACAAUAUAAACCCUCCCUUGCCUUGAAAUUUUUAGUAAAACUUCUCAAGGAUCCAAGGUAGGGCUAGGCUGCCUACUUCUUAAAAACCUUUCUUUAAAUUAGGUUUCUGUCCUCAUUUUUUCUACCUUUACUCCUUAUCUCUCCCAAAUGUGAAUAGGCAAAGGUCUCUUUUCACUAUUCUUCCCCCUAAUUUAGUAGCCCUAUUUAGGUCUUCUCUCACUCCUUUCUUUUACUACUCUUAUACUCCACGCUGUUUGUCUUUCCUCCUGUCUCCUGCCCCUUGCAUUGACAGGCUUCUUAAAGCUCUGAUAAAAGUCACUUUUCAGUAUUUUCCUAGUAAGAGUUGAAGACCCUGAGCAUCGAAAUCAACGGACAUAUGCUCUUAGGCCUGGUAAAGGCGACAUUUAUUUCGUUAGAAUUGGUUUGUCCUGUUCUUGGUUGGAGUUGCGACCACUUCUGGUUUCAUUUUUUCACUGAAUAAGGAACAUAAAUUUCCAUUUUUCAGAACUUGAUUGUAUAAUAUGACAGAAUUAAGUACUUAAAUGUAAUGAUAAAUCCAUUUCUAAGGUUGAGUAUAGCUAAACGUAUAUUUCUUGCAAGUGCUUGGCUCUUUUUAAUCCUACCAUUCACCAGGAUAAGUAGACUGUAAAGAGUGCCUCAUUUUUUAAGCCUGUUUGGAUGACACCAGCAAUUAGAAAGCCUGUACUUUCUGUAAAAAAAAAGCAAAACCAACACGAAUGCAUUUUGCUCUUCCUGAAGUAGUCCAGUGAUAGACUCAAGAAGGCAACUGCGUUGUCUCAGCUGGAGGCAACCGACUAGGAGCGCUGGCUUUUAUGUAUGCCUCAGGUGAUAAUCCCCUUCCUUGUGAAAACACAGCUUCUUAGGAUUCCUCUGAGCGUGAAGGAGGCACCCUGAGGCAUUUCAGGCAGAUGUACUCCUUUCUGCCAACCCUGAGAGCUGAUAGAUCCAAACUCCCGGAGCCUCAGACUGGAGGUGAGCUGGCUGUCUGUGCAAGACUCUGUGGCCUAAGUUUUUCCUUCUAUCUCCAGCUCCCACCGGCUAGAUGGCUGUCCAGUAGAUAGCCACCGAAGAGCCUUUUCAGGCUUGGUUGAAGCGAAUGGCCGUCUCCGGUUCUCUUUUUUACCAAUUUAGCUGAAGCAGUGAAAAUCAUCCUGCUCAACAAAGUAAAACGAAAAUCUUUGGGGUUUUUUUUUUAACUGCAGCACAUUGAUGCAUUAACGGCGAAGUGUCUAUGCAGAAAUGUAUCCGCUAUAAUCGCUGGGUCUUCAGGUAACGUGCCUUAUAUAUUGAAGUUUUGAUUCAUCCUGCCUACUGUCACAGUUUGCGUACUUCUGGUGUGCUAAAAUAUUUUAGAAACUACAAUAAGCAAAAAUAUCAGCAGUGUUAGAGGACUUUGGGUUUCUCUUUUCUCUUGGUCUCUCUGGCUCACUCACUGACCUUCUCUUUCUCACUACUGUCCCCACCACAGAAUCUCCUAUGGUUCUUGAAAGGAUUUGGGAAAUAGGUACUGUGAAGGAGACAUUUUUUUCUGAAUUGUUGAAACUCUCUUUAGGUUUGGGGAAAGAUGCAUGAAGAAAAGAUAGUAUUCCAGGUUAUACUCCAAAUCCCAUUUUGGGAAACCUUGCUUAAGCACCAGAUGAAGUCAGUUGCUAUUCCCAGCGUGACUCAAAGACUUUUUGAUAAUGUUGAAAUACAGUUUUUUCACUCCAAGGAAAACCUUUUUAAAUAUAUAUUAUGCCUUUACUGUGAAUUACCCUUUGGACACUGAAAUAUCGCUGAUAUGAAAAUGUCAUGUUGUCGGUCUUGAAUCCUCUUUCCCUCACUCAGUUCUAAGUUCUAAUUACUUCAAACUAUAGUUUGAAGUAGUAUUAUGGGAUGCAGUCUAAAAGUAGUUUAGUGCAAUAUACAAACUUUGUUUUCUGUUUUAUAAGAAAUAUCCAAUAUUCUAAUGAACUCAUCAAUUUUAUAGGCAGAAGCUCAGUUAUGAAUUUAAUAAAUAUGCUAAUAUUAGAAUGAAUUUAAAUCUACAAAAUAACAUAGUGGUUAACAUCAUGUUUUUAUUAUACUUUUUGUGUGUGGAAUCAACUUUAAUACUUUGUUCCUUUUUUGGUGAUAUGUUAUUUUUGCUGCUGUACUAACAGCACCUCUUCAUUGCAGUCACAAGCAAAAUUAGCCAAAUACGUGAAUCUUUAGAUGUUCCUAACUCCAAAUAAACAGGGUCAAUAAAUGUAUUGCACAUAA